ACUACCUAUUGUUGGAGACAUGGGGACGUUACUAAAGAACGCCUGCAGUGCGUGUCAGACCAGAGUACCAGGAUUGCCAGGGCAGAAAGGAGAAAAAGGUUCCCUUGGAGCUCCAGGUAUCCCAGGAAUGGAUGGAGAAAAGGGGGAUCAGGGACUUCGAGGCCCAGCUGGUAAUCCCGGAAAAGAGGGUCCGAAGGGAGUGAAGGGUGAGAGGGGCUUUCCUGGUCCAAUGGGGGACAAGGGUGAUGAGGGGUCCUCAGGUGUGCCAGGAUUGCCUGGAUCCACAGGCCGUAUGGGUCCACAGGGACUGAUUGGCAGACCAGGACCUGUUGGGGCCACAGGACCAAAGGGAGAACGGGGCAGCGAUGGACUGCAAGGCAGAACCGGACCUCCUGGACCUCCUGGUGUCCCAUAUGCAGAGGGCAAUGGAAUGAGCAGUCUCUAUAAGAUUCAGAAUGGAGCAGCUAAUACAGGUCAACCCGGACCACCAGGGCCAACAGGGCCCAAAGGAGAUGAAGGAAGGAUGGGUGAGCCAGGGCUGAUGGGAUUACCAGGUCUAGAGGGGCUGCCGGGUGCUAAGGGUGAUCCUGGCCUACCUGGUCCACCUGGUGUUCCUGGUCCUACUGGAAAGCCUGCUCCGCGUGGUGAGCCAGGGAUCCCUGGAGAGCCGGGAGAACGAGGGCCUGUGGGAGAGACUGGCUUCCCUGGACCUGAAGGGCCUCCUGGAUCCCCUGGAAGGCCGGGAAAAGAUGGAAUUCCAGGCUAUACGGGAGCCACAGGCAGACCUGGAGACAGAGGUACUAAAGGAGAACGGGGAGAUACAGGGAUUCCAGGAGAGAGAGGAGUACAGGGAGAAAGAGGCAAACCUGGUGAAAGAGGGGGCUUUGGUCUUCAGGGGCAACCUGGACAGAAAGGAGAACCAGGCACACCUGGAUCUUUAACAACACCAGGGACUGUCAAUCUGUUGGGUGAUACAGCUGCCUUGGAGGAAAUUAAAACAUUCAUCCGAAAUGAAGUAUUGCGCGUAUUUGAAGAGAGAUUUUCAGACAGUUACGCUUUGCUACAGAAGACACCAGCAGCCAUAUUAGCCGCGCAGGGUCGACAAGGCCCUCCAGGGCUACCUGGUAAUGAUGGCUCCCCAGGACCCCCUGGAGAGCCAGGAUCUCCAGGUCCCCAAGGGUAUCGAGGGCAGAAAGGGGAACGAGGUCAAAUGGGGUUAGGACUUCCAGGAGCUCCAGGCCCCACUGGCCCACCAGGCUCAACCGGAAUAGGAUUCCAGGGUCCCAAAGGUGCUCCGGGGCCAGAGGGAAGAUGUAACCCCAGCGACUGCUUCCAUCCUUACGCCAGAUGAGACGGCUAGAAUCUGACGCAUCCUCAUCAAAACCCGAUUAGAUCCUGGAAACCUGUGAACCAGCUCAUCUACACAAGCAUUAAAUCCUAUUGAAACAAACGUAGGAUCCCUGCUGGAGGAGAAGAAACACACAAACGUUGUCCACACAGAGCAGCCAUUACUGGUGAAGUCUUUUCAUCAUUUAUCUCCGUUUCAUUUCCCAUAUUUGUGACCAAUGCAUUUACUCAUUUCCCAUGUUUUGUGGGUAUGACGUGAGAAUUCAAAUCUCAUCAUUACACUAAUCACACCGGACAGGUUUAUCUGAGGCGGCGUGGUCAUGGCAAAUGCAGGUGGAAUGAGAAUUUACAUUUGUUUAUUUUCUUCAAGCUGUUGUGAAGUUGAGUUUUGAUUCAGUUGUGAUGGCUCUAUGCAAUCUAAAAUAGAAAACGCGUACGUUAACAAAUAUUAAGUUAAUGUAAAUAGCAGACAUUGUAAUUGUUUUUCAGACAUUUAAUUUUGAAUUUUUUUUAAAUAAGUGUACUUUCCAGCCCUGCGGGAGGAACAUUGCUUGAGUAGGGAGUUAUUGUCAUGAUUAUCACCUCAGACACAUAUAUAUGCAUUAAAACA
Sinocyclocheilus anshuiensis is the source of this 1957-nucleotide messenger RNA. RefSeq names its product collagen alpha-1(XIX) chain. Bases 20 to 1351 code for a protein of 443 amino acids. The transcript is spliced from 21 exons. The record is from RefSeq and is a predicted model, not a curated record. Lineage: Eukaryota; Metazoa; Chordata; Actinopteri; Cypriniformes; Cyprinidae.